Molecule: messenger RNA, 732 nt
Organism: Gilbertella persicaria
Lineage: Eukaryota; Fungi; Mucoromycota; Mucoromycetes; Mucorales; Choanephoraceae
Exons: 7
Coding region: 1-732 (243 amino acids)
Cellular component (GO): plasma membrane
Source: RefSeq, a predicted model, not a curated record
AUGAGUUAUUCUAAAGCAGACGAUGCUACUGUUGGUAUUGCAGUUCGAGGUGUUCAACCUUCUUAUGCAAGAGAAUUGGAUAUCAACAAUGAUGACAUGUAUUGGAAACUCAAUCGGGUUCCUUGGAUCAGAAAUGUUGGACUUGUUGAAAAAUUCGGUAAAUUUUACAAGUGCGUAGAUCCAGGCCUUGUAAAAGUGAAUCCUGCUACUGAAGCAAUGAAGAAAGUCGAUAUUACCAUUCAAGUAACAGAAGUCCCUAAACAAGAUGUCAUUACCAAGGCUACGUAUAAUGUUACUGAUGUUGGUUAUGCUCUUGUUGAAAGAGCAAGCACUUCUUUGCGUGAUGUCUGUGGUGGACAUUCUGUACAGGAUCUUAUUGAGAACAGAGAAGCGGUCUCUGAAGAAUUACACGAAAUAAUAGGUCCCAUCGCAAAGAGCUGGGGUGUCAAGAUUGAAUCAACUUUGAUCAAAGACAUCACACUUUCCAAGGAACUGCAAAUGGCAUUAUCUUCAGCAGCAGAAGCUAAAAGACUGGGUGAGUCCCGGGUAAUCACAUCGAAAGCAGAAGUAGAGGCUGCCAAACUGAUGCGUGAUGCCGCUGAUAUCCUAAACACACCAGCAGCUAUACAGAUUCGUUAUUUGGAAACACUUCAAGCUAUGAGUAGAAACAGUUCUGGUACAAAGACAAUAUUUGUUCCUUUGCCCCCUGCACAAGUGAAUACAAAUGAAUAA